Messenger RNA from Malus domestica (apple), 1272 nucleotides. RefSeq names its product tryptophan synthase alpha chain-like. Gene Ontology annotation, molecular function: tryptophan synthase activity. Gene Ontology annotation, cellular component: chloroplast; cytosol. Gene Ontology annotation, biological process: L-tryptophan biosynthetic process. Lineage: Eukaryota; Viridiplantae; Streptophyta; Magnoliopsida; Rosales; Rosaceae. The record is from RefSeq and is a predicted model, not a curated record.
UAUAUUUUCACAACUCCCACCAAAAUAUUCCACCAGUUUAAAGCAGCUCAAUCAUCAUCGUACUACUUCAAGUGCUUCUACUUUCAAUUCAAAGCAUUUUUGAAAAAUUUGUCAAACAACCAUUUUUCACAACUAAAGUGUUUUUACUUCAUAAAAAAACAUUUUCAACUCUUUAAAAAGUACAUUCAAACAAACCCUUAUAAAGUCAAUGGCUACUUUUCUCAGAUUUACUAGUACUACCGGUACUGGCUUUCAACUUAAGAAUCCUCAAAACCCAUUCCAUCUCCAUUCUCAUUCUCAAACACGUACCCUCUCAACCCAAAAAAGACUAGUAACCCCAAUGGCUGCUCUCAGCAUUACCUCGCCUACCACCAACAUCUCACACACAUUUAGAAAACUCAAGGACCAAGGCAAAGUGGCAUUUAUCCCCUACAUCACCGCCGGCGAUCCUGAUCUUUCAACCACGGCUCAAGCUUUGAAGAUGCUCGAUUCUUGUGGAUCAGACUUGAUCGAAUUAGGCGUGCCAUACUCGGAUCCAAUAAUAGACGGUCCAGUUAUUCAGGCUUCAGCCACACGUUCCUUGGCAAGAGGGACGAAUUUCAACGCAAUUAUGUCAAUGUUGAAGGAGGUGGUGCCACAAUUGUCUUGUCCAAUUGUUCUAUUUUCGUACCUCAACCCGAUUCUUAAUCAUGGUGUUGAAAAGUUCAUGCACAACAUUAUGGACGUUGGGGUACAUGGGCUUGUGGUUCCAGACGCUCCAUUUGAAGUGACAAAAAGUUUGAGAAUCGAAGCUGUGAAAAAUAAGAUAGAGUUGGCUCUACUAACUACACCAACUACUCCAACAGAUCGAAUGAAAGACAUUGUUGAAGCUUCCGAAGGAUUUGUAUACCUCGUGAGCUCCGUGGGAGUUACCGGUGUACGUGAAUCCGUGAAUGAACAAGUUCCAACCCUUUUAAGGGAAAUUAGAGAGGCGACAAGCAAGCCUGUGGCAGUUGGCUUUGGGCUCUCAAAGCCUGAACACUUAAAGAAAGUAGCCGAGUGGGGAGCUGAUGGUGCUAUUGUUGGUAGUGCCAUUGUGAAGGUGUUGGGUGAAGCUAAAUCUCCCAAGGAAGGGUUGAAAGAACUUGAAAUCUUCAUCAAAUCGUUGAAAUCUGCAUUAUUGUAAAAAUGGUAACAGUACUAGGGGGCAGUGACCUUAUUAACUGUGCUAUUGUAGUGUACUGUGUGGGGUUAGUAUUAUUGUGUUGGAAUAUAUUUGGUGUUUUAUGUCUU